CGAAGUCUCCUGAGACCCGGACCUGACUGGGGAGUCCUCAGGUCUGUCCUGGACAGAAAGUGAAAGAUAUAAGCUCUUUGAGGGAGAACAUGUUGAGAGUCUCUCAAGCUCCUACUGCCUUGUAUUUGGAUGAUGAAAACGAACUGGAGGAUCUAGAGAGCCAGGGAAAUUCCACCUCUUCUCUUUAUGGGUCCUCUCAGCAAGACCAUCAGCAGGACAUGGCUGAGGAUGGACUUUGCAGAGCCAGCAGAGAUUUCCUUGAACCGCAGAGAACUGAGUGCCCUGGUAAAGGCUGCCUGCAGCGUGUGUAUAAACGUCAGUUCAGCUCUGACUAUAGCAUCAGCCCCACAAGUCUGGGAGAGACUCGGGGUGGAUCUGAAGGGUCACACUAUGGCCAAGAGGAGGACAGACUCUCAGGCCGAUCUGACAUCAGCCUGUACCCCAUGAAAGCCCCUACUGGGCAUAACCCAAGACCAGGUUCUGCAGGAUUGGCAGACAGCACGCCCAAGAAUAUCAGUCGGUUUGGUGACAGCUCAGAGUACCCCACCAGUGCCCCCACUGGGCAUUACCCAAGACCAAAUUCUGCAGGAUCAGUAGACAGCAUGCCUGAGAGUAUCGGUCAGUUUGGUGACAGCUCAGAGUACCCCACCAAUGCCCCCACUGGGCAUUACCCAAGACCAAAUUCUGCAGGAUCAAUAGACAGCAUGCCUGAGAGUAUCGGUCAGUUUGGUGACAGCUCAGAGUACCCCUCAGAAUCAGAGGCAGCUUCAUCUUUGGGUGAUGGCCACCCAAGAAUUACCCCAACUGAAUCCUUCCAGAGCCACUUCCUAAGCCCUUCGUCCCUAGAGGGACUGCAGCAUACCCCAAGUGCUAAUGGCAAAAUGAACCCUGAUGCUUCUUAUGAAAAGAAGUCUGGUAGCCUUAUGGGAGCUAUCAACCAGACAGAGUCUGCAACCUCUCAGGACUUGUCAAACUCUAAAACCCAGAUGCCCCCCAGUCCUGGCUAUAAGUUUGGGAGGGAGGAGUCCAAUUCUCCUUUUCGAUGGGGAGGAACCCAGCCCUUGGACCAAAUUCAAAAGCCCAAGAAGGAAUCCAGUGCAGUGCUUCGUUCCCAACUCAGUGGUUCAUUCUGCCCCUUCAGUCUCCCAAAGAAUAGCACCCCAAAGAGGCUGAACCAAUCCAGGGCUCCCAAGAAAGGGAUCAAUGUGCCUGCCCACUCCUCCUCUGAAGUCUCCAAGUAUGGCAGGGGGCAACUGAAUUACCCAUUGCCUGAUUUCUCCAAGGUGGAGCCCAAAGUACGGUUUCCUAAAGACGAAGAGAGCUACCGCCCUCCCAAAGGAAAGAACCACUCCAGGCAGUUCCAAGGUUCCACGAGACCUCUAGUCUAUAAGUCCCCUGCUGAGAUCGUUCGGGAGGUGUUGCUCAGCAGUGGAGAUAACUCCCCUCAGAAAGCCUCUUUUCCUUCCUACAUUGUGGCCAAAGUGCCCAAGGAAUUCAAGACACCUCAGCAGGCAACAGAGUUGGUGCAGCAGCUUCAGGAGGACUACCACAAACUACUCACCAAAUACGCAGAGGCUGAGAACACCAUUGACCAGCUGCGGCUUGGAGCCAAGGUAAACUUGUACUCAGACCCACCCAAGCCCAGCCAUGGUGUUCAUAUGGGAUCCAUGCCCCAUGGGACAAAGGUCAUGUCCUUCACCAUUCCCCAGGCUAAGAUGGCAGAAUGGCAGUCAACCACCAACACUGCAUCACAGGCCUUGUUGGACGCGGAACUAUCAGCAACUCAAGGCGAUCUGAUUCCACCCCCAGCUGCCGCAUACCCCAGCCCACUGACAGAUGGCAGUGGCACCUCUACACAAGGGCCAUCCCUGGGAGAUCGUCUGACCCAGACGCUGGCCAAUGAGGUGGUCAAGUUCCUAGCACAGGUGGAAUCUUUUGAAGGACUGGUCCAAGAAGGAAGGCUGGCACCUCAGGAUCAGCUCAAGGGGUUUUGGAGGCUGAAGGAAGAACAGGAUGCUUUGGAGAAAGCCUUUCUCUGGGCACGAGGAGAGCACAGACGCGUGCAGCAGCUUCAGGCAUCUGACGUGCCUCCCGGUGAAUUUGAUCCUAACAGGGAAGUGGAAGGAGAGAUAUUUCGGCUGGGAAUGCACCUUGAGGAGCUCAUGGAUGAGAUAGAUGACUCAAGAGCUGACCAGCUCUCUCCGAGGACCCCUCCAGGAGAAAAGUCACAUGGCAGCUCAGCAGCUUCACCCGUAUCAGACCUGCCAACUCUGUCUCCUGCUCCAUCAGCUCAAGCCCCCAUGCCAACUGUCCGCACCCCCUACCCUGAGACCCCAGCUGUCCAGAAUGGCCACACUUUUCUGUCUGGAGUGCACACAGAAGUGAGCUCUGCCAGCAGCGAGUUAGAUGAUGAGAGCCCAGCACUGCCGCAGCCACUUCAGUACAAGCAGCUCCAAAUGGAGCAGGAUUUCCAGAGCCUCGCGGCCCGAUACCACAGGAUCAAGUUGUUCCCUGAUGAUGUCAGGUUGGAAGAAGACCAGGAAGAGAAGGAUUCCACCCAGGAAGUGGAUGGGCCAAUCGCUGGGAAUUCCGAGGCAUUUGAACCCAGUUCAAAGAGGACAGAACAGGAGGAAGGGAAGCACCUGAACCCUCUUGAGGAGCGUGGGGAGCAGACACAAUCGACCCAGUCCCUACAGCUCCAGUCAACACCAAGGAAUGGCGGGCACUGCUUGGGUGGGCUUCCUCAGAGUCCUAUUGCUCAGCCACACCCACCUGCCCCCACCCUCACCCCACCAGUCUCAGAGCAAAAGCAGCCACCCUCUCAUCAGAGCAGCAUCGCCAGUCUGGCUGGUAGUGGUGUUUCGGGCUCUUUGCCCCUUCAGAAGGCUUUCCAUUCGGCCAGCGCCCCCCAGCCGGCGAGAAACUUCGAUGUGAGCCAGUACAAGGAGCACCGGAUAGUGUCCCCAGAAACUGACAGUGGCUUUGUGGGAUCUGAAACCAGCAGGGUGUCUCCAAUAACCCAGACUCCAGAGCACCGACUUUCCCAUACCAGUAUGUCCUUUGGCACUAGUGACCCGAGGAGAUUACCCCAGUCGUCUACAGCAUGUCUACCCCAAGCUCCUUCCUCCCACCAUCCAGGAAGGGACAGCCAGCUUGUCGACAGAGUAUCCUCUGGGCUCAGCACAUCAGGGGCCCAGGCCCAGAGGUCUGACCCAGUACCUAUCACUCCCCCAAAGAAGUGGACAAAAAGCUUGCACCACAAACUGGGACCAGCUGACUUGGAUGGUGAGGGCCAUGAUAGGGCCCGUGAAAAGUAUUCCUGUGGUAGAGAUGACCACCAGUCUCCUGCUCCCACCCCUUCUGAUGAAGCACAUCAAGAGAUAGCGCAAGACCCACUCAGCAACCUCAUCUCCCGGGAAGUGAGAGACCAAGCUAUCAAGGCCCUACAGCAAGAAGUGACCCGACUCCGAGAGAGGAUAGAGGCCAGCUUGAACAACCCACCUCGGGACACCUCAAGUCAUAACUUCCAACAAGCUACCAGAGCUCGGAGCAGGCUUGCAAAGGAGCCCUUGGCUUCAGGGAGCUCUUCCCACAGCAGUAAAUCUGCAGAGAGGUACCAGAGUGACCGUGGAGAUACAGCUCAAAACAAUAGUACAGUGAGAUUGCGGCUGAGAGCCUCCUCUGUGCCCCGAGAAGGGCCCCAACCAGCCCAAACUUCUGAGUCAGAACAAUCUAUAUCCAGGAUCCAGACUGAGCAGAGCAGGGCUGAGGAGCAGAGCCCCGCAGACAGAAUAAACGGAGGAACCCGAGGGAAGCAAGCAGACACAGUCUACUUCCGGGGCCACUACACAGGUCAUGAAUAUGCUGUCAAAUCCUCCCAACGCUUCCAGGCAGACAACAAUUCUCUUUCCUGCUCCAGCUGUCACUCAUUGAGGAAGAAACUUCCUGACAACACUGCCAGCAAGGAUCCAGAGGAACUUUUUCCCCGUGACAGCAUCAAGAAGACCCAGUGUCCAAUGUGCCACAGACCCAGGAGUCCCACAGAGAGGGAUAGGGAGCCCUCUGGGAUAGACAAGGGCACACAGAAGGGAGUGCCUCUAAGUUCUGGCCCGACUCGGAAGUCUGAGCAACGUCAGCAGCAAUCGACCCUGCCAUCACUUCCUCAUCCUCCUGGAGUGUGGUAUCUAGCACCCCCGCUCCCAGCUCCAGUAGGGGCAACCUUCGCUUAUGUCCCACCGGUUCCUGUCGUGCCUUAUUCAUCCUCCACAUUGUACUAUUCUCCAGUAGCACCUACCUCAGCCUCCUCCCCUCUGCAUUACUCCAGUGGUAAAAAACCUGCCGAGGUGAGAUCCUCGUCUCAGAGCCGCCGAGCUCCGUCUCCAGCUCCAGGCCACCGCUGCUUGUCUGAGCUGGAUCUUGUUGACCUGAAUGAUCUCAGCCUGUCCUUGAGCCGAGCUGUGGAAGCAGCCAAAAAUGUUGAGUUCACCACCAAGCAAAUGAGUCGGUCCUUGUCUGCUGACCUGCACAGAGCCCGAGGUCUAAGGGGAUCCUGCCUUUUUUGACAGGAACUGAUUUAAAUGGGGGGUAAGAGGGCAGGGCGUUUGACUUCUGUUUCAUCUAGCAUGGUAGACUUCUUACAAGAUCAAACAAAUGUUCUGGAAAUGCUGGGGGAAAAUCCUUCGUUUGGACGUUAAAUUGGCAGCAGAUGACAAGCUUAUUUUUAUGUCUUUUUUUAAACAAGAGAAUAAUGUAUUUUUCAAAUAUGGACAAAGAGGUCUGAGGCUUUCCGUCCGAAGUCAGCCACCAGCAGUGUGAUGCUGAGAAUGAACUAUGCUCUCUGUACACAAGGAACUCUGGGAAUAGCCUUUCUUUCCACGCCUGUACUUUCCUGCCUCCAGCUAAUGAUGUCUUUUUUUUUUCAAGGCCAAGCUGCUUUGUCUCUAGUCCCCGUGAGUGCACUGUCUGAGUCCUUCAAGAGUCAAGGGGAGAGGAGCUUGCAGGGGUGUGUGUGUGUGUGGAGAAAGGAAGUGGUGGCAGGAUGAAGCCAUUGCCAACUGCUACGGAGACAAAAGCUGUGAACAAAAAGGGCUCUUUGCUGGCAACCUCUGUACUAUUUUUGGAGUCUGGGCAGAGGCCCCUGGGUUUUCAAGGCACAAGACACUUAGCCUUCAGUUUCUCUUUUGCUGGAAAGAAAGGUGUCCCCAUCAAUCUGUUUUGGAGCCAGUAUUUUUGAAGUUUUUUUGGUUGAUUUUUUUUUUUCUGCAAGAAUUCUUCCUGGUACUUCCUCUUAUAUCUUCUUCCUUCCUGUGGAUUUAUUUGGCAUUUAACUGAUUGAAGCUGAGACAGUUCCUAAGGUAUCUGUCUUUUGGGUACGAACUGUUGCACUGAGGGAUGCUGUGAUCCCCUGCAUUGAUGCUUACCUCAGCAUUCCUAGAAUGCACCGCAUAGAUGGCAUUUGUAUAUUUGGGGUAUUUUAAACCUUAUUUUAAUUCCAAAGGUUAAUGAAGAAAAAUGAAUGCUGAUCUUUUUUUU
Trichosurus vulpecula (common brushtail) is the source of this 5532-nucleotide messenger RNA. RefSeq names its product AT-hook transcription factor (gene AKNA). Lineage: Eukaryota; Metazoa; Chordata; Mammalia; Diprotodontia; Phalangeridae. The transcript is spliced from 22 exons. Gene Ontology annotation, cellular component: centrosome. The record is from RefSeq and is a predicted model, not a curated record. Bases 90 to 4562 code for a protein of 1490 amino acids. Gene Ontology annotation, biological process: epithelial to mesenchymal transition; neuroblast division in subventricular zone; neuroblast delamination.